Molecule: messenger RNA, 825 nt
Organism: Emys orbicularis (European pond turtle)
Lineage: Eukaryota; Metazoa; Chordata; Testudines; Emydidae
Gene: IRAK1BP1
Product: interleukin 1 receptor associated kinase 1 binding protein 1
Exons: 4
Coding region: 1-771 (256 amino acids)
Biological process (GO): canonical NF-kappaB signal transduction; immune response
Source: RefSeq, a predicted model, not a curated record
AUGUCGCUGUCCGCGCUGCCGUUGUCUCCCGCCCGGGUGUUCGCGGAGCUUUUAGCCCCGCCGCUCGGGGGUCGCGGGCGGGAGAACGAGCCGGUGCCGGGGCUCCUCGGCGGCCGCGGCACCCCAGUGCCGCCAGGGCGGGAGGUUCACGUGAGCGGCAGCGCGGAGCUGUGUGCGGCCCCGGACCGGGCGCGGGUCUCCAUCCGGCUGGGGAGCAGGAAGGGGGAGGCCGAGGAGGCGCGGAGCAGCGUGAGCCGGCGGCUGGAGUACAUCGCGCAGAGCGCCCGGCAGCGCGGGGUGCAGGAAGAAAAUGUGACUGUGACAAAGGAUUUUAGUAGAGUAGAAAAUGCUUAUCAAAUGGAAGCAGAGGUCUGCAUUACAUUUAGUGAUUUGGGAAAAAUGCAGAACGUUUGCAACUUACUCGUUGAGAAACUGGGUAGUUCUGUUAUCAUCAGUCCACCUCACUUCUACCAUACAGCAGAGUCUGUAGACACCCUUCGGCGUCAAGUGUGUCUUGCUGCUGUUGGGAACACACGUCGAAAAGCUCAAGAGGUCUGUCGACUGUUCGGCCAGUCACUGGGAAAACCGCUGCUUAUCAGAGAAGAGGAAAUGAAAGAAUGGGAAGGACAAAUAGACAGUCACCCAUCCAACUCCUCAGACACACUGACUGUGCAGCAGAGAAUCCAAAGUGCCACUAUUUAUGCUUCUUCAAAAAUAUUUGCUAUUUUUGAGAUAAAGGGAAGAGAAAAGAGAAAAAACAAGCUUAUCUAGAAGCAUGUUAAAGCAUUUUUCUUAUUUGUCUCUGACAAAUCUUGGAAUAAAUUU